Messenger RNA from Clarias gariepinus (North African catfish), 892 nucleotides. Its product is annotated as receptor-type tyrosine-protein phosphatase eta-like. NCBI's taxonomy places the organism in Eukaryota, Metazoa, Chordata, Actinopteri, Siluriformes, Clariidae. The transcript is spliced from 4 exons. Gene Ontology annotation, molecular function: protein binding. Bases 86 to 892 code for a protein of 268 amino acids. The record is from RefSeq and is a predicted model, not a curated record.
CACAUCAUCUGUGUAUCUAACCUGGAAUGCAACACCUGGGAACAGCUCCUUGUUUAUAGUAAACUGGACUGGUGGCAGUGUAAAUAUGAGCAGUAACACUUCAAACCUGUCUUACAAUGUCACUGGUCUGACUGCUGGAGUGAACUACACAUUCAGUGUUACUGCAGAUGGACAAACUACAGGAGCAACAUCUAAAAUUUUUACAUUCACAAAUCCAGAUGUUGUCCUUAAUCUCACUGCUACAAGCCAAAACACAUCUGUGUCUCUAACCUGGACUGCACCACCUGGGAACAGCUCCUUGUUUAUAGUAAACUGGACUGGUGGCAGUGUGAAUAACAGCAGUAACACUUCAAACCUGUCUUACACUGUCACUGGUCUGACUGCUGGAGUGAACUACACAGUCAGUGUUACUGCAGUUGCUGCAGAUGGACAAACUACAGGAGCAACAACUCAAACCUCAACAUUUUCAUAUCCAGAUGUUGUCACCAAUCUCACUGUUUCAAGCGAAACCACAUCAUCCGUGCCUUUAACCUUGAAUGCACCAACAGGGAACAGCUCCUUGUUUACAGGAAAUGGCACUGGUGGCAGUGUGAAUAUUAGCAGUAACAGCCCAAGCAUGUCUUGCAAUGUCACUGGUCUGACUGCUGGAGUGAAUUACACAUUUACUGUUACCGCAGUUGCUGCAGAUAAUCAAACUACAGGAGCAACAAGUCAAAUCUUUACAUUCACAAGCAACAAGUCAGAAUUGGGCAUCGAGACCUGCAGUGUAAAUGGGGCUCAAGAGACUCAUUACCGCUUGUCUUUCGGGUUUUACAUCUUCAUUCACGAGACAUUUCAUCACAUAUCUCAUUUUGACUUAAACACAGUGUCGGAUUUCCUCACGUUCGGAUAA